AUGUUAUUCAAACAGCUUAUUGACCUAAUGUUAACCGUAGGUCCCAAUCUAAUUGCUAGACUAACCGAUCUAAUCGUUGAUACCCUACUAAACAUACCCGCCUAUAUUGUUGACAGUAUUUUCAUACCGGGUAUUAUACUAACAAUAACCCAGACACAAUUGAAACACUCCGGGUAUGUUAACCUACAUGAGCCACUAGACACCUACGACUAUAUAGUCAUAGGUGCCGGUACUGCCGGUUCGGUACUGGCCGGCCGACUAUCGGAAAACCUAAGCAUAMGUGUGCUGCUACUGGAAGCGGGUACGACCGAAAAUAUUGUAACCGACAUACCCCGACUCAGCCAGUUAGGUCAGCUGAUACCCGACAUGGACUGGCAUUUUWMUAGCGAACCACAGCAMCGGUCGGGUMGAGGUUUGGUCAACAAUUCAACACCGUGGCCACGGGGCAAGUGUAUGGGCGGUACGUCCGUAUUGAACGGUAUGGUAUACUCGCGCGGAUCGCCCCGCGAUUAUGACGACUCGUGGGUUAAGUAUAACGAAGCCCGGGGCUGGUCGUGGGCCGACCUGUUUCCAUAUUUUAUCAAAUCCGAGGACAAUCAGGACCCCGAGCUAGUGGCCAGCGGGUAUCAUGGACGCGGUGGCCCGGUAACUGUAUCCACACCUACCUACAGUGAACCAGUAUCCAUAGCAUUCAGAGACUCAGGUCCCUCAGUUGGCUAUCCGAUUGGAUCGUCGACUACCGGUCCACGGCAGACAGUGUUUGAACUACCACAGCAUACCAUACGUAACGGUAGCCGUUUAUCGAUGGCUAAGGCCUAUCUGGAACCGAUAGCCAAGGAUCGGCCUAAUCUACAUAUACUAACCAAUAGUCUAGUUAGUCGGAUACUGUUUGAUACUGACAACGACAACAAACAACAAGUGUCGGCUACUGGAGUCGAGUAUAUUAGAUGGGGUAACAAAUUUAAGGUUAGUCUAACACCCGGUGCUGGUGGUGGUGGUGGUGAGGUUAUACUGUCGGCCGGCGCUGUUAUGUCGCCCAAAGUGCUGAUGCUUUCAGGCAUUGGGCACCGGGAUCAUUUGGAAAAAAUGGGAAUCAAAUGCCUGUCCRAUUUACCMGUUGGCGACAAUCUGGCCGAACAUGUGGCCAACUAUAUGAUGUUUACGGUAAAUCAAUCGUCGGUAACCUGGGAUUUCAUACGCGAGUCUACGCCACUGGAGUUUCUCCAGUAUUACAUACAUAAGCGCAACAAUUUGGCCAAUAGUUUAGUGGAAGCGAUGGCUUUUGUUAAUACAAAAUAUGCCGAUAAACGUAAAGACUGGCCCGAUAUUCAGCUACAGGUGUCGCCCGCUACCAUUGCCAGCGACUAUGGACUGGUAGGUCGACAUAUGCUCCGGGUAGACGAUCAGCUAUGGCAAUCAGUAUUUAAACCCUACAUAACUAGACAAACAUUUUUUAUAAUACCGACACUAUUGCGACCGAAAUCCCGGGGAACUAUACCAGUGAUUGAUCCUAAUUUCUAUGCACCCGGUACCAACGAUCUACAGGUGCUUGUCGAGGGUAUGAAAUGGGCGCUGAAAAUAUGCCGCCAAUCACCUGAAUUGAAACGUUAUGGUUGCCGUCCCAUUCAAACGGUAUUCCCGCAAUGUCAGGAUCAGUUGCCCAUCUAUUCCGAUAAAUACUUGCAAUGUAUGGCCCAGACAUUUACCGGCAAUAUCUAUCAUCCGAUAGGUACGUGCAAAAUGGCUUCAACAGCGGCCAACCGGUCAGCUGUUGUCGACCCCGAGCUCCGUGUUUUGGGUGUCCGCCGACUACGGGUUGUCGAUGCAUCCAUUUUUCCCGAACCCGUUAGCGGUAAUCCUGUAUCAGCCAUUGUUGCCGUUGCCGAACGUGCAGCCGAUUUGAUCGCCGGUGGUGGUCGCCGACUGUUGCGACCAAUGCGACCGCCGAUGAGUGCGGCUAUUAUUGCCCGACUACCGGAGCUUCCCAUACAAUAA
Oppia nitens is the source of this 1995-nucleotide messenger RNA. Its product is annotated as glucose dehydrogenase [FAD, quinone]-like. The coding region runs from base 1 to 1995 and encodes 664 amino acids. The record is from RefSeq and is a predicted model, not a curated record. Gene Ontology annotation, molecular function: oxidoreductase activity, acting on CH-OH group of donors; flavin adenine dinucleotide binding. Lineage: Eukaryota; Metazoa; Arthropoda; Arachnida; Sarcoptiformes; Oppiidae. The transcript has 5 exons.